This is a messenger RNA of Cornus florida, 1265 nucleotides long. Its product is annotated as mediator of RNA polymerase II transcription subunit 6. Gene Ontology annotation, molecular function: transcription coactivator activity. Gene Ontology annotation, biological process: regulation of transcription by RNA polymerase II. The record is from RefSeq and is a predicted model, not a curated record. Gene Ontology annotation, cellular component: core mediator complex; mediator complex. Bases 177 to 953 code for a protein of 258 amino acids. NCBI's taxonomy places the organism in Eukaryota, Viridiplantae, Streptophyta, Magnoliopsida, Cornales, Cornaceae. The transcript is spliced from 5 exons.
UGAGUGUAAUUAAACUCGUACAAGCCUAACUUCAUUACCCAAACCGAGCCUAGCCUAAACUUAAAAAUUGUUAUUUGGAGUCCAAGAUUGGGUUUUAACUUUUUAUCGAUAAGGUUGAACCUUGAAGUGGGAUCAAUUGGAGGGGCAUUUGAUCGAAGCUGCAAAGAACGGAAACGAUGGCGACGACGCCAAUGCCCCCGCCCAACCCCGCUGCCGGAAACCCCAACUUCGACGGUAAUCAGCUGGCGGCUCCCCCGCCGCCGGGGACGGACAUGACCGGAAUAUGCUUCAGGGAUCAACUUUGGCUGAACACUUAUCCUCUGGACCGAAACCUAGUCUUCGAUUACUUUGCUCUCUCUCCUUUCUAUGACUGGACCUGCAAUAACGAACAGCUCCGCAUGCGCUCCGUUCACCCUCUCGACAUCUCCCAGCUCUCGAAAAUGACAGGCACUGAAUACAUGCUGAGUGAAGUUAUGGAGCCCCACCUCUUUGUCUUCCGUAAGCAAAAGAGGGAUGGUCCUGAAAAAGUCACACCAAUGCUAACUUAUUAUGUCUUGGAUGGUUCAAUAUACCAAGCACCUCAGCUUGGCAAUGUCUUUGCUUCUCGAGUUGGACGGGCUUUAUAUCAUAUAUCAAAGGCUUUUACCUUUGCAUCCUCAAAGUUGGAGAAGAUUGGAUAUGAUGCUGAAAACGAGAGUGCAGCUUUUGAAUCAAAGGUUGUUAAAGAGACGAUUAACUUUAAGGACGUUAAGCGAAUAGAUCACAUCCUUGCAUCAUUACAACGCAAGCUACCACCAGCGCCUCCCCCACCGCCUUUUCCCGAAGGCUAUGCUCCCCCUUCAGCUGCAGAAGGAGAGAAAGGUCCGGAAGCCCCGCAAGGAGGAGCAGAUUCCCAACCUCCUCCAGUUGAUCCAAUCAUUGACCAAGGGCCAUCCAAGAGAAUGAAAAUCUGAGUCCAUCUGUUUCUCCUUCCAAGAAUUCAAGACAAUGUAGAAAGCCAUAACUUCUCCCAAGAUAGAGAUUCAUUCACAGAAGAAAGAAGCCCUUGUGGAAAAUUUGAACUAAUCUCUCACCUUUUCAGAGUCUUGUCGUUUGUCUUUGUAAUCUCAGUUGUGAUAGAAUGUAAUCUAUUUACUUAGUUUAACUGGUAUGACUACUGUUUGAGAAUGAAAAAGCUACUUUGAUCGUGUUGACACAUUUACUUGAGCUUAAUCAAGGGCAAAUACGUCAACCUAAUAUCUUGCAACAUGAGCAUGAUUAUAUCA